Molecule: messenger RNA, 5951 nt
Organism: Amborella trichopoda
Lineage: Eukaryota; Viridiplantae; Streptophyta; Magnoliopsida; Amborellales; Amborellaceae
Source: RefSeq, a predicted model, not a curated record
UUCUCUCUCUACACGCUCCCACCCUCCAUUACUACUCUCUCUCUCUCUCUACCCGCUUCCUCUCUCUGUCUUUUCUCUCUUUUGACAUCAUUUUUCAUAAUUCAUGCACAGUUGAAUUGUCUUCAUUACUUCUCUCUCUAAACACUACAUCUCGUUUUCUCUCUCUAACCGUUCCCUCUUUAUUCAUUCUCUCUCUCUCUCUACAUUUGUUUACACAAAAUUGAAUUGUAUUAAUUUCUUCCGAUCGUCUCUGAUCAAGGCUAACGCCCUCUGAUCGCCCUCUGAUCCAGGGUUCCUGUCUUUGUAUCAGUUAAUCAGGAGAGGGAUUAGGCCUGGAUUCUAGAGAAGGAGCAGCGCCUUCUGAGGAUGGCGCUGUUCAGAAGGCUAUUCUAUCGGAAGCCACCAGACCGGCUUCUCGAGAUUUCAGAGAGAGUUUAUGUAUUCGACAGUUGCUUCUCCACAGAUGUGUUGGAGGAAGACGAGUACAAGGUUUACUUGCGAGGAAUAGUGGCGCAGCUACAAGACUACUACCCCGAUGCGUCUUUCAUGGUUUUCAACUUUAGAGAGGGAGAAAAGCGAAGCCAAAUCACCGACAUAUUAUCUCAAUAUGACAUGACUGUGAUGGACUAUCCCCGCCACUUUGAAGGCUGCCCUUUGCUCCCUUUAGAGAUGAUCCACCACUUUUUGAGGUCAAGCGAGAGCUGGCUAUCCUUAGAAGGCCAGCAAAAUGUGUUGCUUAUGCAUUGCGAGAGAGGUGGUUGGCCUGUUUUGGCAUUCAUGCUUGCUGGGCUUUUGAUUUAUAGAAAACAGUACACGGGGGAGCAGAAGACCCUGGACAUGGUGUAUAAGCAAGCCCCACGAGAGCUUCUCCAGCUCCUAUCACCUUUAAACCCAAUUCCUUCUCAAUUGAGAUAUCUCCAGUACAUUUCGAGAAGAAGUGUUGGUUCAGACUGGCCUCCUUCUGAUAGGAUCUCAACUCUGGAUUGCCUGAUUCUUAGGGUCCUUCCUAACUUUGAUGAGGAAGGUGGUUGCAGGCCUAUCAUACGCGUUUACGGCCAGGACCCCUCUAAAGUCACGAAUAAGGGUCCUAAGGUUCGGUUUUCCAUGUCAAAACAGAAGAAGCACGUUCGACAUUACAGACAGCCGCACUGUGCACUGGUUAAAAUGGAUAUUCAUUGCCAAGUACAAGGCGAUGUUGUGCUUGAGUGUAUCCAUUUAGAUGAAGAUCUAGAGCGUGAGGAGAUGAUGUUUAGGGUGAUGUUCAACACGGCAUUUAUCCGGUCAAAUAUCUUGGUGCUUAACCGUGAUGAAAUCGACAUAUUAUGGAAUGCCAAGGACCAGUUCCCCAAGGACUUCAAAGCAGAGUUAAUCUUCUCGGACAUGGAUUCUGUUGCUCCUUCUAUUGACACCAAAGUUGCACCUGGCAAUUUGGAUGAGAAGAGUGCCCUUUUGGUGGAGGAAUUCCAUGAGGUUCAGGAGAUCUUUGACAGUUCAGAGUGGUCCCAUGAUGAGGAUGUUGCCCCCGAUAUACUUCCUCCUGUAACUGCAAAAAAUGGUGUUCACUGUGGAUCGGAACAUGGUGCUAUGCAAAAGGAUAUCAAGAAUAACAUCGUCCAGCCUAAGUUGGAGCAGAAUGGUGUGCACCACAAAUCUGAGCCUGCUGUUCCUGAAGAGAAUGUUGGAAAGCCUAAGGUAGAGCAGAAUGGUGUGCACCACAAAUCUGAGCCUGCUGUUCCGGAAAAGAAUGUUGGAAAUAUUAUCUCACAAAUAAAGUUAGGGGCCAAUGGUGUGCAUAAUAAUAGGUUCCAACCCAGUGUUCUGCAAGAGAGGGCAGAAAACAUUGUUUCCCAGCAAAAGUUAGAGACAAAUUUUGCUCAUCACAAAUUGGAACCUAGCGGUCGGCACACAAUAACAGAAAUUUUUUUUUCUCAUCAGAAGUUAGAAGUGAGUGAUGCACACCAUAAAUUGGAAUCAAGUGCUCUGCAAAAGACUACGGAUAACAUUGAUCCCAAGCAUAAAAUGGAGAUGAAUGGUGUACACUAUAAGCUGGAACCUGUUGUUCCUCAACAUAAAAUAGAGAACAUGCUUUCCUUGAAGGAUUUAGUCUUGAAUGGUGUGCACCGUAUUUUAGAAACGGGCCUUUCUCAAAAGGAAAAAGAGAAAAUUGUAUCCCAACAGAAAUCAGAGCCCCAAGAGAAGUCUGAAGCUAAUGCUCAUUCCCUGACGACUGAAAGUUCAUUGUCCCCCCCAACCCCCAAACUACAACCUAUUGCACGUGUUGAGGCAGUGAGGAAUUCAGUUUUUCCCAAGCAAAAGAUUAAACAGGAUGAAUCAGAGGUUCCUCUUGCAAAACCCACAAAACCCAAGAAAGUUCCUCGGUGGAUUCCACCAAGGCCUGAACCAAAUCCAGGUUAUGCAAACCCUCUCCAUGUCUCACCUCAUCCUCCUACUAGAUAUAACAGUUCACCUGCUGCUCUUGGCAUCACUCCUUUUCUAGAUUAUGCUUCAUAUGAGAACACAGUCACAUUGCCUUCUACUGCUGAAUUUGAAGAUGUGGAUUCAGAGGGGAAUGAAUCCACAUCCUCUAAUGGUUUGCCUGAGGCUAAUUCUAUUGCACCUCCACCGACUGUGCAAACUUAUCCAAUGGGGACAAUGCCUAAACAACCAUCUCCUUUUUCACAAGUGGCAUCUGUUGUGAGUUCAAUGUCUACGACUUUACAUGAGAAAAAUACUGCUCUAUUGCCACCAUCACCCCCUCCCCCAUUUCCACUAACGAUGGGUUCUACAACUUCACGAUUACUGCUCUUCCAAACAGUGGCUUCUCCGCCCCAUCCACCUCUACCCCCUCCACCACCUCCAUCAGGGACUUCAUUGAAAGUCAUUUUCACUCCACCUGCCCCUCCGCCACCCCCACCACCACCACCACCACCACCCGGCUCUUGUAUUCCUCCUCCUCCACCACCACUACCUUCGCCGCCAAGAGCCACAUCAUCAGGUCUCCAAUUUCAGACACCUCCACCUCCUCCUCAGCCACCACCUCCUCUACGCUCAGGUUCUCGCUUUUAUGGCCCACCCUCCUCCCCCUCCUCUCCACCUUCUCGGUCUCCUCCUCCCCCUCCCCCUCCCCCUCCCCCUCCACCUCCACCUCCUUCUGCUUUUGUAAGCACUUCUUUGUCACCUCCACCUCCACCACGACCACCACCACCACCACCACCUCCUUUGCAUAUGGGGAGCACCGCUCAAGGUUCCUUGCAAGGCCUCCCACCCCCUCCCCCUCCCCCUCCCCCUCCUCCUCCUCCUCCUCCUUCUCCUCCUCCUCCCAUGCCAAAGGUCGGUGGUUUGGGUGCUCCUCCUCCUCCUCCACCUCCCCCACCUCCCACUGGAUCUAUGCCUUCUCUUUCUCAAGGUUCUAUUCCGCGUGGAUCAGCACCUCCUCCCCCUCCACCUCCUCCUCGUCCUGCUACCACUCCCAAUGCUCCUCUUCCUCCGCCUCCUCCUCCUCCCCCUCCAGGUCGUGGAGCUCCACCUCCUCCAGGUCGUGGAGCUCCACCUCCUCCUCCUCCCCCUCCAGGUCGUGGAGCUCCACCUCCUCCUCCCCCUCCAGGUCGUGGAGCUCCGCCUCCUCCUCCUCCCCCUCCAAGUCGUGGAGCUCCGCCUCCUCCUCCUCCCCCUCCAGUUCUUGGAGCUCCUCCUCCUCCUCCUCCGCCUCCAAAUCGUGGAGCUCCAGCUCUCCCUCCGCCUCCAAAUCGUGGAGCUCCCCCUCCACCUCCCCCUCCUGGAGGAUGUGGAGCUCCACCGCCCCCUCCCCCUCCUGGAGGACGUGGGGCUCCACCUCCCCCUCCCCCUCCUGGAGGUCGUGCUCCCUGUCCUCCAACGCCUCCAAGGGCACCAGGAGCUGGGGCACCCCCACCGCCUCCCCCAGGGGUUGGUAAGCCAAUGGCUUCAAACUUAUCACUUGGGGAUAGGGGGCGUGGACCUUCACGCCUUGUGCAGCCAUCAACUCGCCGAACGUCUCUAAAGCCUCUUCAUUGGGUCAAGGUAACAAGAGCGGUGCAAGGCAGCUUAUGGGCAGAGUCGCAAAAUUAUGAUGAGGCUUCCAAAGCUCCGGAGAUAGAUAUAAUAGAACUUGCGAGUAUCUUCUCUACUGUGGUGCCAACUUCAGAUGGAAAAUCAGGGGAUAAAUCUGAAGGAAGGCGCAAGUCUCUUGGGAAACCGGAUAAAGUUCAUUUGAUUGAACAGAGACGAGCUUAUAAUUGUGAAAUCAUGCUCACGAAGGUCAAGAUACCUCUCUCCGAUCUUAUGAGUGCAGCACUUGCAUUGGAUGAUUCGAUUCUUGAAGUUGAUCAGGUGGAAAAUCUUAUAAAGUUCUGUCCUACAAAAGAGGAAAUGGAGCUUCUUAAGGGGUACACUGGGAGCAAAGAAAAUUUGGGGAGAUGUGAACAGCUGUUUUUGGAGAUGAUGAAAAUUCCACGGGUUGAAUCAAAGCUCAGAGUUUUUUCAUUUAAGAGUCAGUUUAACUCUCAGAUAGUUGAUUUCAGAAAGAGUUUAAACCUCGUGAACUCUGCCUGUGAAGAGAUAAGAAACUCCAUCAAAUUGAAAGCCAUCAUGAGGACCAUCCUUUUAUUGGGCAAUGCAUUAAACCAGGGAACUUCUCGGGGUUCUGCAGUAGGAUUCCGGCUGGAUAGCCUUCUAAAAUUAUCAGAUACCCGUGCUUCUAGCGGGAAGAUUACCCUUAUGAACUAUCUAUGUAAGAUUCUUGCCGAUAAGCAACCGGAACUUCUUGAUUUUCACAAGGAACUUUUCAGCUUGGAAAGUGCAUCCAAGAUUCAGUUAAAGUCUUUGGCAGAAGAAAUGCAAGCAAUCACGAAAGGGCUUGAGAAGGUUGAGCAGGAGUUGGCUGCAUCUCAGAAUGAUGGCCGUGUUUCAGAAGGUUUCCACAAGACGUUGAAGGAGUUUCUUGUGACUUCUGAAUCCGAAGUGAGAUCCUUGACUUCACUCUAUUCUGCAGUGGGCAGAAAUGCAGAUGCCCUUACCCUCUAUUUUGGGGAAGACCCAGCUCGCUGCCCAUUCGAACAAGUCAUGUCAACACUGUCAAAUUUUGUGAGGAUGUUUAAGAAUGCACAUGAGGACAACUGUCGCCAGGCCGAGCUUGCGAGAAAGAAAGCAGAAAAAGAGGCAGAGAAGGAGAGGAUGAAGGCCUCGGCUCCUCCUACGAGGAGAGGAGAGAGAGAGGGGGAGAAGGAUCGGCCAAUGAAUCCAUUGGCUUCAGCAAGGAAAAAAACAGGAUGGGAGUCUGUUGCUCUUGCUCUUGGUGGCUAAUAAAUCACGUGGGAUAAAUGAAUGGGUGGGUUUCUUUCACGAGGGAGGAGGAGGAGGGGUCGUGAGUUUAGUAGAAAAUGGCCCCUUCAGAUGCAUUGGGAGUUUCCAUAUGAGAACCUCAAUUGUGAUAUAUGGGGGCAAGCAACUGCUUUCCAGCGAGGAGCGGCUGGUGUGAUCAGGUUUGGAUAUUGGUGAUGGUAUAAAAAUCCGACUUGCGGUCAAUUCUUUUUGUAAUAUAGAUUUUUUUCUCGGUUCGUUUGUUCUUUGCUUCUUGAGGCUUUUUCCUCGGAGCCCUUGUAUCAUAUAGAGAGAGAGAGAGAGAGAGAGAGAGAGAGAGAGAGAGCUAUUUGCGGGUAGGGCCCAGCAAAACACAGAGAGAGAGAGAGAUGCACAUAUACAAGCUUGUUCAGUGUGAUUGAUGGGACGAUAUUACUUGGUGUGCAAGGUCAAGUUUUUUGUUCAAAUGAAGUUCUUUGGCAGAAGCUUCAUAUUGUAAAUGUUCAUGUGCUCUUAGGUCUGAGCUCAUUGCUCAACGGAUGGUAGUUUGUUUGUUUGGAUGGGUUAUGUGACCCAAAAAUCAGGAAAAAUGUAAAAUAAAAAUUCCAUCAAGGGAAUAAUUUGUCUUAUUUUUA